Molecule: messenger RNA, 1804 nt
Organism: Daktulosphaira vitifoliae (grape phylloxera)
Lineage: Eukaryota; Metazoa; Arthropoda; Insecta; Hemiptera; Phylloxeridae
Exons: 8
Coding region: 101-937 (278 amino acids)
Biological process (GO): carbohydrate metabolic process
Molecular function (GO): carbohydrate binding; isomerase activity
Source: RefSeq, a predicted model, not a curated record
UUUAUUAUCACGACAGUUUCAUUUGUGUUUUGGCCGGCAUACGGUUACUAUGUCUUUCUAGAUGCGAUGUGACUAAAUUUAAAUUACGAAAUAUUUAGAAAUGGCUUCUAGUGUAUCCAGUGUAGUAGUCUUGGACAGGGGAAAUAAUACGACUUGUACUAUAAAUUUGCUUGGUGCCACCGUAGUUUCAUGGAGGGUCAACAAUCAAGAGCAAUUAUUUGUGAGUAAAUUGGCAGUUUUUGAUGGUCAAAAAUCAAUUAGAGGUGGAAUUCCCUUAGUUUUUCCACAUUUUGGACCUUGGGCCUAUGGACCACAACAUGGGUUUGCAAAGAUUUGUAGAUGGGAAGUUGAAAAACAACCAGAACCAUACGAAAAUGGUGACAUAGAAGCAAUUUUUUCUGUUGUAGAUACUCCUUUUACAAAACAGAUGUGGAACUACAGUUUUAAGUUAGUGCUGAAAGUAGUUCUAAGAGAAAAAGAGCUGCAAGUUGGUCUUAAUGUUAUUAACACCUCACCAGAACCUUUUCAAUUUACUAUGCUAUUCCAUACUUAUUUAAAAGUACCAGAUGUCAGAAAGUGUUCUAUAUCUGGUCUUCAUGGAUGCAUGUUUGUUGACAAAACAAAAGAGAAUAGCAUUUAUCAAGAAUCAAGAGAAUUGGUAACAAUUGACAAUUGGAUUGACAAUAUAUAUCAAAAUACAUUACAAGAACACAUAAUUUCAAAUGUAGUUUCGGGAAGAAAAAUGAAAAUGGUGAAGUACAAUUUACCUGAUACUGUGGUAUGGAAUCCAUGGGAUGUAAAAGCCAGUACCAUGAGUGAUUUUGGUGAUGAUGAAUAUCCAAACAUGAUUUGUGUUGAAGCUGGAGCUGUGAUGACUCCUAUAACAUUAAACCCUAGUAAUACAUAUGAAGGAACAAUUAUUUUACAGGUGAUGUGAGUAGAGUCUGGAGCUGCCGCUGGUGGGGCGAGAUCUAAAGUUCGUGGUGUACAUACACGCCAACGAUGUUCGCCACUUGCUGCAGACAUUAAUAGGAAUACCGGCAGCUCCUAUUUUUCAUCACAGAACUCUCCUAUGUCCUCUGUGUUCAAUAGACAACCUGCAGUGAACCAUGGUUGGUUCACAUCUAUGAUGUCUUCAUCUGAUUUUUUCACCCCACAAAUAUACUCAUCUAAUAAUCCUGUAACACCUGUUCACCAUAAUUCUACAUGUGGUCAAAAUUCGUCAUGCACAAUAUGCUCACUCAAUUUAUAAUAUAAUAGCAUAUUUCAUAGAUAACUAAGUAAAAUAUUUAAAUCAUUGUAAAUAUAUAUAUUAGUAAAUAGUUCACUACACUGUUCAUAGAUUUAUUAGUAAAAUGUUUCUUUCAAUAAAAAUUGUAACAUAUGGUUAAUGUUUGUUUAAAAAAAAUGUAAAUCAAAUUAUUACACUUUUUUUUAUGUAAACUUAAUCGUUACUAUAUAUUUUGAAUAUAAUAAUUGAUAAUGUUUUUAAAAUUUUAAUUGUAUUAAUAUUGUUAAGACAAUUAUCACUAUUAAAUGAUAUUUUUAAUUUAUGUAUGUAAUACUUUUUCAUUCAAAAUUUGUAGACUACAAGUUCAAUUUCCAAUUGUUAAAAAUUAUACAUUGUUAUUUUUUAGUUUUUUAUUACUUAAGAAAACAUUACAUUUUAUUAAAUGUGCCAUCAUACAAAUUUUAUUUAUGAAUUACUAUUUAGUUCCAUGUUAUAAUUUAACUAUUUAGUUUAGAUUAAAAUGUUAAAUUUUUAAUCUUUUUAAUGGUAAUAUAUAUUUAUUUAAACAAUUUA